AUGGGUUGUACAGCGAGUGUGUUCCUGUGGAGGAGCUUGCAGACUUUGUUGGGCAGAAACUAUAACCGUGUGUGUAAAGCCGAGGCUGAGGAAACUGAGGUUGUAGAAGAUUCAGACACGGAAAGCUGCAAGGAAUCACUGACACCAGCACCGGCGUCAGGAACACUGGUGAAGCCGAAGCUGUUCGAGCCGCUGGACUAUGAAAACGUCCUGGUGCAGAGGAAGACUCAGAUCCUCAAUGACGUCCUCCGGGACAUGCUGCAGUUCCCCAUCGAUGACUUUCAGAUGUGCAGUGUGAAGCGUCAGGGCAGGACUCUGUACACCACCGUCCCUGAGGGAGCAGAGAAAAGCGCCAGCAGUCUGUUUGUCCAGGAGUGCAUCAAGACGUACAACUCAGACUGGCAUGUGAUUAACUACCAGUAUGAGGAUUAUUCCGGAGACUUCCGUCAGCUGCCCAAUAAAGUUCCCCGGCCAGAGAAGCUGCCCAUUCAUGUGUUUGAGGUUGAUGAGGAUGCAGACAAGGAUGAGGAUACAUCGUCUCUGGGCUCUCAGAGAGACGGAGUGUCCAAACAUGGCUGGCUUUACAAAGGCAAUAUGAACAGCGCCAUUAGUGUCACAAUGAGGUCUUUUAAGAGGAGAUAUUUCCAGCUGGCGCAGCAGGGGGACGGAUCCUACAAUCUGAACUUCUACAAGGACGAGAAAAUCUCUAAAGAGCCCAAAGGGACCAUCUUUCUCGACUCCUGCAUGGGGGUGAUCCAGAACAGUAAAGUGCGGCGUUUUGCCUUCGAGCUGAAGAUGCAGGAUAAAAGCACAUACCUGCUGGCUGCCGACAGCGAGGCUGAGAUGGACGACUGGAUCAACAUCCUGAACAAAAUUCUACACAGCUGCUUUGAGCUAGCCAUGCAGGAGCCACGGAACGGAGACCUGCACGACGAUGAUGAGUUGGGAAAGUCAGACGUCUCAUCGGAGAACUUUCAGGACAGUUUUCAGAGUGCCCGAGACAUUGAGUCCAAGAUGCACAAUGAAACACGACUCAAGCUUUUCACCUUGGAUCCGGACACACAGAGGCUGGAUCUGUCGGGCAUCGAGCCGGAUGUGAAGCAGUUUGAGGAGAAGUUCGGGAAGAGGGUUCUGGUCAGCUGCAUUGAUCUGUCCUUCAGCUUACGGAGCUGUGUGACAGAGAACGAGGACGGACCUAUGACUAACGUGGAGCCGUUCUUCGUCACUCUCUCGCUGUUUGAUGUACAAAACAGCAGAAAGAUCUCUGCCGAUUUCCACGUGGACCUCAAUCACCCGCUGGUGCGCGCCAUGAUCUCACCACACUGCUCUGUGAUUUAUGGACAUGAAGAAGAUUCGCACACACAUGCGCAGCUGAACGGACUGACAGAGGGGGCGCUGCAGUACCCCACCCAGGGUGUGUUCUCUGUGACGUGUCCACACCCAGACAUCUUCCUGGUGGCGCGGAUAGAGAAGGUGCUGCAAGGAGGCAUUACACAUGGUGCCGAGCCGUAUAUGAAGAGCUCAGACUCAGCUAAGGUGGCUCAGAAAGUGCUGAAGAACGCCAAAGUGGCCUGCAGCCGGCUGGGACAGUACAGGAUGCCGUUUGCCUGGACCGCCAGGCCCGUGUUUAAAGACGCCUCAGGAACCCUGGACAAAAGCGCUCGCUUCUCCGCGCUGUACAGACAGGAGAGCAGUAAACUGUCAGACGAGGAUCUUUUCAAACUGCUGGCUGAUUUCAAGAAACCUGAGAAGAUGGCCAAGCUUCCUGUCAUUCUGGGAAACCUGGAUGUAACUGUUGACAACGUCGCUCCUGAUGUGAUCAAUUGUGUCACCUCCUCCUACAUCCCUGUGCGUCCCUGUGAGGGAAAUGAGCGUGGGCCUCUGUUAGAGAUCGAGGAGUUUGUACCCUGCAUCGCAAAGUGCUCGCAGCCCUUCACCACCUACAACAAUCAUCUUUACGUUUACCCCAAACACCUCAAAUACGACAACCAGAAGUCCUUUGCGAAGGCAAGGAACAUCGCAGUGUGUGUUGAGUUCAGGGAUUCUGACGAGGACAAUGCAAAGCCACUAAAGUGUAUUUACGCUCGCCCAGGAGGUCCUCUCUUCAGCACACACGCCUACGUAGCAGUGUUGCACCACCAGCAGAACCCAGAGUUCUAUGAUGAGAUUAAGUUAGAGCUUCCAACUCAGCUCCACGAGAAACAUCACCUGCUCUUCACGUUCUACCACAUCAGCUGUGACAGCAGCACAAAGAAGCGGGAGGUCGUGGAGACACCAGUGGGCUCUGCAUGGCUGCCUCUGUUGAAGGAUGGCCGAGUGAUCGUGAGUGAGCAGCACAUCUCUGUGGCAUCGAACUUACCUCCUGGAUACUUGAGCAGCGUUAACAAGCACUCUGCUCCGGAGGUGAAAUGGGUGGACGGAGGUCGUCCUCUCUUCCGAGUGUCCACACACCUCGUCUCCACUGUCUACACCCAGGAUCAGCACCUUCAUAACUUUUUCCAUCACUACCAGAAGAUGGAGUCCGGAUCAGCCCAGGCCACAGAAGGAGAUCUGGUCAAGUACCUUAAAAGUCUCCAUGCCAUGGAGGGUCAUGUGAUGAUUAAGUUCCUGCCGACCAUCCUGAAUCAGCUGGUGCGUGUCCUGACCACGACGAGUCACGAGGACGUGGCGGUGAACACCACCAGGGUGAUGGUCCACAUUGUCGCCCAGUGUCACGAGGAGGGUCUCGAACACUACCUCAGAUCCUAUAUCAAGUAUGUGUUUAAAACAGAAACCUGCUCAGCCGUAAACGGUAAGACGGUGCAUGAGGAACUGGCCCGAGCCAUGACAUCCAUCUUAAAGCCUUCAACCGAUUUCCUCACCAGCAACAAACUCCUCAAGUACUCUUGGUAUUUCUUCGAGGCCUUAGUGAAGUCCAUGGCCCAGCAUUUAAUAGAAACUGGAAAAGUCAAAUUGUCAAGGAACCAGCGCUUCACCGCUUCUUUCCACCACGCUGUCGAGACUCUGGUGAACAUGCUGAUGCCUCACAUCACUCAGAAGUACAAAGACAAUCUGGACGCCGCCCGUAACGCCAACCACAGCCUGGCCGUCUUCAUCAAGCGUUGUUUCACGUUUAUGGAUCGUGGAUUCAUCUUCAAGCAGAUUAACAACUAUGUCAACUGUUUCAUGCCUGGAGAGCCAAAGACGCUGUACGAGUUUAAGUUUGCGUUUCUCAGAGUGGUGUGUAACCAUGAGCAUUUUGUCCCUCUCAACCUGCCCAUGCCAUUUGGAAAGGGAAGGAUCAUGCGCUUUCAAGACCUGCAGCUCGACUACUCCCUGACCGAUGACUUCUGUAGGAAUCACUUUCUGGUCGGGCUCCUGCUGCGGGAGGUGGGCAGGGCCAUGCAGGAGUUUCGAGAGAUCCAGCAGAUCGCCAUAAGCGUUCUGAAGAGCCUGAUGAUCAAACACGCGUUCGACGAUCGUUACGCCUCCAAGAGUCAGCAGGCACGGCUAGCCACUCUCUACUUGCCCCUGUUUGGACUACUUCAGGAGAACGUUCACAGACUUAAUGUCAGAGAGAUGUGCACCAGUCAGAGCAUGAAGGAAGAUCCUCUGUCCAUCAUCUCCACUGCAUCCUCAUAUAAACCUGACAGCAGUCUUCAUAAGGAUGUGUUUGGGGUCAUUUCAGCUUCACCCCACACCUCCACACCCAACAUCAACGCCGUGCGUCACGCCGACUCCCGCGGCUCUCUGCUCAGCACCGACUCUGGAACCAGCAUCACUGAGAAGAGCAGCGAGAAGGUGGAGAAGACCCAGUCUGCAGCUCUUGGGAGCUCUGUUGUGCGCUGUGACAAACUGGACCGAGAGGAAAUCAGGAACCUGCUUAUGUGUUUUCUGCAUGUACUGAAGAGCAUGUCUGAGGAUGCGUUAUUCACGUACUGGAACAAAGCGUCUCCAUCUGAGCUCAUGGACUUUUUCACUCUCAUAGAAGUGUGUCUGCAUCAGUUCCGGUACAUGGGGAAGAGGUUUAUUACCAGGACCCAGGAAGGAGUGGGAUUUAUGACUCCAGACAGGAAAUCAUUGACUCUUCCUGUGUCCCGUAACAGAGCGGGGAUCUUACACUCACGCUUACACCAGCUCGGCAACACAGAGAGCGCACACACCUUUAACCACAUGUAUGGACAUGGUGAUUCUGAUGCGUGUUUGUUGGAGGCCAACAUUUCCACUGAAGUGUGUCUGACUGUCCUGGACACACUCAGCAUCUUCAUCAUGAGCUUUAAGACGCAGCUGUGUGCUGAUUUGGGACACAAUCCUCUGAUGAAGAAAGUGUUCCAGGUGCACUUGUGCUUCCUGCAGAUCCCUCAGUCAGAGAUGGCUCUGAAGCACAUCUUCACCUCACUGCGUGCCUUCGUACACAAGUUCCCGAGUACGUUUUUUGAUGGCCGGGCCGACCUGUGCGCUUGGCUCUGUUAUGAAAUCCUAAAGUGCUGCAAUUCCAAACUGAGCUCGAUCCGGAGUGACGCUGCCCACCUGCUCUACUUCUUCAUGAAGAGCAACUUCGAUUACACAGGCAGGAAGUCCUUCGUCCGCACUCACCUGCAGGUGGUAAUAGCAGUCAGUCAGCUGAUCGCGGACGUUGUUGGGAUCGGAGGAACACGGUUCCAGCAGUCUCUGUCGAUUAUUAACAACUGUGCCAACAGUGACAAGAACAUGAAGCAUACUGCGUUCCCGUCUGACGUGAAGGACUUGACGAAGCGGAUCCGGACAGUGUUGAUGGCCACGGAGCAGAUGAAGGAGCAUGAGAAGGAUCCGGAGAUGCUGGUGGACCUGCAGUACAGUCUGGCCAAGUCAUACACCAGCACACCGGAGCUGCGCAAAACCUGGCUGGACAGCAUGGCCAAAAUCCACGUGAAGAACGGAGACCUAUCUGAGGCAGCGAUGUGUUACGUGCACGUGGCGGCGCUGGUGGCUGAAUACCUGAAGAGGAAAGGAAUGUUCCAUCAGGGCUGCUCAGCGUUUAGCGUCAUCACCCCCAACAUCAGCGAGGAGGCGGCCAUGUUGGAGGACGUGGGAAUGCAGGACGUGCACUUUAACGAGGAGGUACUGAUGGAGUUAUUAGAGGAGUGUGCUGAUGGGUUGUGGAAAGCCGAACGAUACGAGCUUAUCUCAGACAUCUACAAACUCAUUAUCCCCAUUUACGAACAGCGUAGGGACUUUGAGAAACUGGCUCACCUGUACGACAUGUUACACCGCGCUUACACCAAAGUCAUAGAAGUGAUGCAUUCUGGGAAAAGGCUGCUGGGAACCUUCUUCAGAGUGGCUUUUUUUGGUCAGGGUUUCUUUGAAGAUGAAGAUGGGAAGGAGUACAUCUACAAGGAACCCAAGUUCACCCCUCUGUCUGAGAUCUCACAACGCCUGCUUAAGCUCUACUCUGACAAGUUUGGCCAGGAGAACGUCAGAAUGAUCCAGGACUCUGGCAGGGUGAAUCCUAAGGACCUGGAGGCCAAGUAUGCCUACAUCCAGGUGACGCACGUGACCCCCUAUCUCGAAGAGAAGGAGCUCGAGGAGAGAUGCACCGACUUCGAGAGGAACCACAACAUCCGCCGAUUUGUCUUUGAGACGCCGUUCACCGAGUGUGGCAAGAGGCACGGGGGCGUAGACGAGCAGUGCAAGCGCAGAACCGUCCUCACCACCACUCAGUGUUUCCCGUAUGUGAAGAAGCGUAUUGCAGUGAUGUAUCAGCACCACACAGAUCUCAGUCCUAUAGAAGUGGCCAUCGAUGAGAUGAGUGCUAAAGUGACGGAGCUGAAAGGUCUGUGUGCAGCCGCUGAGGUGGACAUGAUCCGUCUGCAACUCAAACUGCAGGGCAGCAUCAGUGUCCAGGUAAACGCAGGACCGCUUGCUUAUGCGAGAGCGUUCCUCGACGACGCCUGCGCUAAAAAAUACCCCGACAACAAAGUCAAACAGCUUAAAGAGGUCUUCAGGCAGUUUGUGGAGGCGUGCGGCCAGGCUCUGAGUGUGAAUGAGAGACUGAUAAAGGAGGAUCAGCAGGAGUAUCAUGAUGAAAUGAAGGCCAGCUACAGAGACCUGACCAGAGAGCUGUCACUUAUCAUGCACGAACAGAUCUCUGCGCUGGAAAUCAGUACAAAGAGCUCGCUCUCAGAUUCGCUGCACAUCUUUAAGGUCAUUAGUGGCAGCCCUGGUGUCUCCGCCCUCCACGGAUUACCUGGCUCCGCCUCCUCGUCCUCCUCUGUGUGACCUUUCAAACCUUAAGACAGGAGGUCAGAAAAUGUAGCAGGAGGAGAAAAGCUGGGACGAUGCAAAUGAAUCAUCGUUAUAUGGAUGUUAUAUGUUUAGAUAUCAAAGACAAAGUUUGCCUCACAUUAUUUAAAUUAAAUAAAAUGCUCAAACCAUGAAGCUAUUUUUCCCCGUAAAACAAAACGCCAAUCAGGUUUUCCAAACGUUUUGAGAAAGCUAAUCUUUUACACAUCAAUAAGGAAUAUUCAGAAGUGAAAUCAGGAAAUGAUUGACUUCAGCAUCGUAGCUCUUUCGUUUCCGCCCAGAUCAAAUGACAGGCUGCAGCUAGUUUUCAACUACUUGCGUCUACCUGCGAUGACAAAAUCGCAGGUAGACGCAAGACUGGUUUUGCGUCGAUGCACGAUGACACAGAUAAUGGCAGAGGGUCUUUAGUAGAGGCAGGUUGACGCAUCGUGAUCUGUUCGCAUUUCAGCUGCGAUUCGCUUCCAAUCGGUGCAAAUAGCAGGUGGACGCAUGUAGAAGGCAGGUCGUAAUCCAGAGAGUGGAGGGGAGGAGCCGAUGGGAGAAAUACAGGAAUGGGUAAUUAGGGAAAAAACGGAGAUUAGAGAUCAACUGCCAAACGAGUGCAAAAGGAAAAAAGCAUGAUAGAGUCCAGAAACGCAGCCCCACAAUGGGAAGGAGCUCUCAGUUUAAAGAACAGAGUUCAGAAGUUCAAAAGUUAAAAGUGCUUCUGCGUCAGGAAAGCAACACGUCCCAGUAAAAGAUGUCCACAGAAGAGCGAAAUACUCCACAGCGUGCAGCAAAGUAACAAAAUAAUAGAAUACAAAAACCGGGGGGGAAAAAAGGGUGAAAAACCAUAUCCUGAGGAGAAGACAAUCCUGCGCCGAAUGAAUAUCCGAGCGGUAUAAUAAAGAGUCGUGGAUGAGCUGAUGAGAGACAGGUGUGCUGGCUGCAGCUCAGGGAAAACCAGGGAAAGGGGUGAAAGAUCUGGUAAGGACCCAGAUGAUCCCGGCUAGCUCGUGACCAAAUUCAGCUUAAAGGAGAACUGGAGUCAUUUUUAAACUUGCUUUAUUUCUUAAUUAACGUGUUAUUAAAUUACGUUUUGGGUUUUAGUAACCUUAUAUCGUGACUCGUAUUGGCAACUAAUUGCAAUUAAAUAUUAUACUUAUCGGCCUAUUCGGUUUUUAGCCGUGUUGAAUUUAGUUCAUUUGGUCCACGGCAGGCGUCGCUUAUCCGCGCGAUCUUCACGAGACUUGUGUGAGACUUCGAAACAUGAAGCGUCAGCCAGGUGUCAGUGCCGCCAUUUUGAAAACUGUUUUCCAAAUGAAAUAUUGCACAAAAACAAGUUUAAAUGACGAUUACUGCCUACUUUUUUCAAACUUUCCUGAUUGCUAUCAAAACAAACAAAACUUCCGGCUUGAUUACGUCAGCAUUCGAAAGAGGGCGCGUGCGGCUUUUGACAGCUUUGGCAGAUGUUGGUCACUUCUUUGAUUUCCGCUGUACGUUUUACUUCCGUCCUACGAUGUCUCACACAGGUCUCAACGAAUCUCGUUUACGGCCAUUGCUUUGCCAUAUGGGCUGGUAUAUUGCAGAGCAUAUUUCAAACACUCAGAACUUACUAUAGCAGCGACAAAAUAGCGAUCAAAAAUGCAUUCCGAUAUUAAAUAAAAUGAGAUAAAUAGAAUUUUGAUGAUAAUAAAUUUGCCUUCAGUCCUCCUUGAAAAAUACUGCGUCUGACCACAAUGAAGGAUUUGACACAAAACGUCUGCGUUCACCUGAGGUUGGUCGCCACCCGACCGAUCACAGGUCGCAGCAUGCGUCUUUCUGCCGUCUGACCUGGGCAUUCAUCACACCACACAGUUUAUUAUUUUCCUGGAACUGCACACCACCAUGUCUCCGUCUCGGUGUCCUUUUUAAAAUGUUUUUCAACACAAAACGCAAAGGAAACUUUGCAUCUGUGCAAUCGUGUGUGUGUGUGUUUGUUUUACUGUGUCUUAUUUUAUUAUUUAAUUCGUAUAUCUCUUGCCAAAGAGACGAGGGAGAUGAAAUGUGGCGUGUGUUCGUUACGAUUUUUAAAUCUUUCUUAUUCGGUUUUGUAUCCGAGUCUGUUUUUGUUGAACACAGUGACACGUGUUUGAAUUUGAAGAGUUGUGUAAAAUAUUUGAUGUUUUCUUUUUAAUAAAAAAAAGAAAUGACUGUACAACAA
Neoarius graeffei (lesser salmon catfish) is the source of this 8443-nucleotide messenger RNA. RefSeq names its product dedicator of cytokinesis 9b (gene dock9b). The transcript has 53 exons. The record is from RefSeq and is a predicted model, not a curated record. Gene Ontology annotation, biological process: small GTPase-mediated signal transduction; positive regulation of GTPase activity. Gene Ontology annotation, molecular function: guanyl-nucleotide exchange factor activity. Lineage: Eukaryota; Metazoa; Chordata; Actinopteri; Siluriformes; Ariidae. The coding region runs from base 1 to 6237 and encodes 2078 amino acids.